GAGCAGAGGCAGGGAUGAGUGCCACCAAGUUCAUUAAAUGUGUCACUGUUGGAGAUGGGGCGGUGGGCAAGACCUGCAUGCUUAUCUGCUACACCAGCAAUAAGUUCCCCACUGUUCUCGGUACUCGGUCUGGAUACAUCAGAGGACUUGGAAGUGGGCCGAAGCCAGUUAGGUCUACUUCUUCAGAUGCUACAUCCUCAUCCAGAUCAACUAAUGCUGCAUUGCGUGAAAGACUUGAAUCGACCCAAGAUGAGUUAGCGAACACCAAAAUUCAGCUAGCAAACACCCAAGAUGAGUUAGCAUCAAUUAAAUCAAGACAAAAUAUGUUUGAACAAAUACUUAACCGAUUGGCACCUGGAGCAUUAGAUUCCUUGAUCCAGGAUUCAUCUUCAGCUCCACCUCCUCCUCCUCCAUCUUAGGCUUUGAUGUUGUAGACUUUUGCAUAGAAACAUGAUGUUCUGAAAUUGUUUUGAACUUGUUUGGAUUUUUGGUUGUGAA
This is a messenger RNA of Zingiber officinale, 498 nucleotides long. RefSeq lists its product as uncharacterized. NCBI's taxonomy places the organism in Eukaryota, Viridiplantae, Streptophyta, Magnoliopsida, Zingiberales, Zingiberaceae. The record is from RefSeq and is a predicted model, not a curated record. The transcript is spliced from 2 exons. Gene Ontology annotation, molecular function: GTPase activity; GTP binding. The coding region runs from base 15 to 419 and encodes 134 amino acids.